UGUUUCACUUUUAUGUAGCUUGUAUGUCCCGUUUAUAUAUAUUUAUUUACGGCGAAGAGUUAUUUAUUAUCACUUUCUGUCGAUUUUUACAUGAGGCCACAAGUAGCAACGGCGCUGUGCUGAGUGUUAGCAGCGGAAGUGGAGUUUGACAGCUAGCAGGUGGAAUCGAGUGACCAACGAGUUUUUCAGCAGUAAAUGUUUGUCUUUUGACACAUGAACAAACAUCUUUGAGGAUCUAAUAUCGAUGAGCAAGUUUAAACCUUGGUCCUUAGGCGCUGAUUUUUGGACAGUUGAGACUAGAAAAUGUCUUUAGCUGUCUCACUGCUCCUUGUCGCUCUAUGUGCUGGCGGAGGAUACGGUGAGGAGGGAAAGCGGACUCAGAAAGCUGGCCAUGUGUCUGUGGUCAUAGUCGGAGGAACUGGAGACCUGGCGAGGAAAUAUUUGUGGCAGGGAUUCUUUCAGCUGUAUGUGAGCCAGGUCAGUGGUGGAAACACCUUUUCUUUCUAUGGGGGAGGCUUGUCCCCAUCUGAACAGGCCACACCGGUCCUCUUUGAGAUCCUGAAGGCGGUCACCUGCUCCAAGGACGUUUCUCAGGACCGCUGCGCCAUCCUGAAGGAUCAAUUCCUGCGGCUCUCGCAGUAUCGGCAGCUGAAGACUUUGGAGGACUACCAGGAACUGGCCCGGCACAUCGAGCAGCAGCUCCAGCAGGAGGGCAUGACAGAGGCCGGACGCCUCUUUUACCUCUCAGUCCCGGCUUUCGCGUACGCAGGUGUUGCAGAGAAGAUCAACAGCAGCUGCAGGCCGGCCGGCGGGACCUGGCUGAGGGUCGUCCUCGAGAAACCGUUCGGACACGACUACCGCAGUGCUCAGGUGUUAGCUACCGAGCUUCUGGGUGCAUUGAAGGAUGAAGAGAUGUACAGAAUCGACCACUACUUAGGGAAGCAGGUGGUGUCAAAAAUACUUCCAUUCAGGAUAGAGAACAGGAAGUUUUUGGAUCCCAUUUGGAACAGGCAUCACAUUGAGAAGAUAGAAAUUGUUUUAAAGGAGACUCUGGAUGUUAAAGGUCGGAUUUCCUUCUACGACGAGUACGGAGUGAUCCGAGAUGUCCUGCAGAACCACCUGACCGAGGUCAUGACCCUGCUGACCAUGAAGCUUCCUGCUAAUGUGAGCAACAGUGGAGAAGUUCUUCGAAACAAGCUGGAGGUCCUCAGCUCCAUGCUGCCGUUAGGAAAGAGUCAGGCGGUCAUCGGACAGUACCAGAACUACAAAACCGAGGUCCAACAGGAGCUGAAUAAAACCAAAGAACAUGUCAGUAUGACAUCAACCUUUGCAGCCGUUCUGGCCCAUAUCGAGGAUGCGCAGUUCGAAGGCGUUCCUGUUCUUCUGAUCUCUGGGAAGAUGUUAGACGAACGCGUCGGGUACGCGCGCAUCCUUUUCAAGAACGACGUCUUCUGCCUUCAGAGCCAGAACAAUGUCCACUGCAAACCUAAACAGAUAGUUUUCUACUUCGGCCACGGCAGUCUCAAAUAUCCAGCGGUUCUGGUCAGUAAGAACUUAUUCAAACCAGCUCUGAAAGGCGGCGAGUGGAAGGAAGUGACAGAGCACAAAGACGUUGACGUUUUGGGUUUGCAUAUUUCCGAUUACUUUGUGCAAACUCCGACAACAGAAAGGGAAGCGUAUUCAGAGCUCAUCUAUCACAUUUUUGCUGGACAGAAGAAUAAUUUUGUCAGCACUGAAAACCUGCUGGCCUCCUGGGAAAUCUGGACUCCGCUCCUCAGCGCCCUGAAGGGCUCCUUCCCCCGGAUCUACCCCGGCGGUGCCGACAACGGAGACAUGCUGGACGUCCAUCUGAGGGGGAAGGAAAUCCGCUUCUACAGCGAGGCCGUGAUCAUCAGCCCGGAUCAGGUGGGAGGGGCGUCGGCCAGCAGCUUUCAGGUGAUGCAAGGGAAGUUUCGCAGUGCUCAGAUGGUGUCCGCCUGGUCGGAGGAGCUGGUGGAACGGCUGGCCGCGGAUAUGCAGGAAGCAGCCGAGGCAGCCGUGCGGGAGGGCGGGGUCUUCCACCUCGCUCUCUCUGGGGGAUCCACUCCGCUCGCUCUGUUCCACAGGCUGGUCCUGCGCCACUUCUCCUUCCCCUGGAGAGACACACACAUCUGGAUGGUGGAUGAGCGCUGCGUCCCGCUGACUGAGACGGAGUCCAACUUCCACAGCAUGCAUGAACACCUGCUGCAACACGUGAGGAUACCGUACUACAACAUCCACCCCAUGCCGGUGCAGCUCAACCAGCGGCUCUGCGUGGACGAGGACGGAGGAGCCCAGCUGUACGAGAAGGAGAUCAGCAAACUCGUGAACGUUUCCAGCUUUCACUUUGUGCUGCUGGGCGUCGGAUACGACGGCCACACCGCUUCUCUGUUCCCCGGCGGGAAACUGAACGAGACUGGAGGAAGUCUGGUGGCUCUCACAGAGAGCCCCAUCAAGCCCCAUCAGAGAAUGAGCCUCACCUUUAGCGCCAUCAACCGAGCUCGCACCGUCGCUCUGCUAGUGAUGGGCAAAGGCAAACAUGAGCUGGUCACCCAGCUGAGCCGAGUUAAGGACAACCUGGAGAAAUAUCCCGUCACCUGGGUGAAGCCAAAUAACGGAAGGCUAGUUUGGUAUAUAGAUUAUGAUGCACUUUUAGGAUAGGUGAUUAUGCACUGUAAAAACACAAACACCAAGUAUUUUCAAACUGUUUUCUAAUGCAAAAUAUCUUUGUACACCAGAAAUAAGAUGAAAUUAACUUUUCAGCAAUAAAUAGGAGGUUGUUUUAAGUAAAUAAUUAAUAUUGAUGAAAAGGUUCUGCCAGUGGAAUAAGACAUUUUUCCCAUAUUAUAAGUAAAAUGUCAUGUCCCAGUUAUAAAUAGCACUUUUUCAACAAAAUAAAAGGAAAUACAGACUUAAAAUACUCGCAUGUAAAACCGAUCUUAUCUUAAAACUGGGAUGCACCUCUAUCCUAUAUAUCGUUCUGAAAAGUUACUUGUAAGUUAGUCUUGUCUUAUCUCAAGUGUGCUAACAUAUCAGUAUUAGAAACCGGAUUAAAAAUACUUAGUGAGAUUUUGUGUUUUUGAAAUGUGUUUUUCUUAUUUUCAAUCAGAGAAUGCAGCUGCUUUAAUGGAAGUGGUGGUUAUGAAGCAACACAAGCACCAAGAUAACCAGGAACUUCAAGUUUUUGCUUUAACUAUAAAUCACAUUUACUAAACAUUUUCUUGUUUGAGCUCAGGACAACACACACAUUUCACUUUAAGAAGCCCUUUAGGCAACUAGUUAUGAGUUAUAAAUAAAGUGUGGUGAUAAAGUUAACCUUUAAAGCACAACGGAGGGUUCAGUAUUUGCAGUUUAUAGUUAAUGGCUAAAAACUUCUGGUUCUUUCCUAUCAAAAGGUGAAAUUUUAUGUGAAAUCUGUGUGAGUGAAUGCAGUUGAAGAUUUGUUUUAAAGCGUUUUUGAAAAACUGUGAUUAUUGUGAGUGGAGAUGUAGACAGAUCACAGGAAUCCAAGCAGGAAGUUUGAACCAUGUGAUGCUGUGAAAUCUGGUGCUUAGAGCCAAACAAACACAAGAGAGAUUUAUUUUAGACAGAAUUGGUGUGUUUGUUUGUCAUAUCAAAUCUCAGGUGUUUCUGCAGAUACUUGGUGGCAGGGUUACAAUGCAAUUAAGAAAAGUCUUAAGAUCGAGGUUCUCUAGAGUGAUGACGGUUAUUUGUGCUGCAGAGAUUUUUAGUCAGCGUAUCAAUAACCCCUAAAUAAACAUUCCUUUCAGAUUAUUUCUGUACAAUCUGCAGGUGAUUUAUUUUUUUUUAGAAACCUAUUAAUUACAGACAGAAUUGAUUGUAUUUCUGUGACUUGUUUAUGAAGUUUGCCUUGAGAGUUUUCUUUCAAUAAAAAUCUGAUUUAUUAUA
This is a messenger RNA of Xiphophorus hellerii (green swordtail), 3927 nucleotides long. RefSeq names its product hexose-6-phosphate dehydrogenase (glucose 1-dehydrogenase) (gene h6pd). The record is from RefSeq and is a predicted model, not a curated record. Gene Ontology annotation, molecular function: 6-phosphogluconolactonase activity; NADP binding; glucose-6-phosphate dehydrogenase activity. Lineage: Eukaryota; Metazoa; Chordata; Actinopteri; Cyprinodontiformes; Poeciliidae. Gene Ontology annotation, cellular component: endoplasmic reticulum. Gene Ontology annotation, biological process: pentose-phosphate shunt; glucose metabolic process; pentose-phosphate shunt, oxidative branch.